Brettanomyces bruxellensis is the source of this 2568-nucleotide messenger RNA. RefSeq lists its product as uncharacterized. Lineage: Eukaryota; Fungi; Ascomycota; Pichiomycetes; Pichiales; Pichiaceae. Gene Ontology annotation, cellular component: cytoplasm; NatA complex. Gene Ontology annotation, biological process: N-terminal peptidyl-methionine acetylation. The coding region runs from base 1 to 2568 and encodes 855 amino acids. The transcript has a single exon. The record is from RefSeq and is a predicted model, not a curated record. Gene Ontology annotation, molecular function: protein binding; protein-N-terminal amino-acid acetyltransferase activity.
AUGGCAUCGUUGUCAAGCCUUUUCUCCAGCAAAGAUGAUACACGCUUCAAAGAGGCACUAGACCUCUACGAAAACAAGCAUUACAAGAGGGCCAUCAAAAUUUUAGAUGGAAUCAUCCAGCACAAUCCAAAGCAUUACGAGUCGGUUUCACUCAAGGGAUUGGCUCUUUCGAACUCGGAUCUCCCAGAAAAGUAUGAUGCACUCAAGUACAUCGAGAAGGCGUGCAAAGAAGGCGGCACUGACUCCGUUGUGUGCCACAUUGCCGGAUUGUACUACCGAGGAUUGAAAGACUAUAAGCAGGCAUCUAAGUGGUACAACGCAGCAAUGGAAAACAAAUCUCCAAACAAGGGCAUUCUCCGGGACUUGAGCUCGUGCUUGACCCAAACCCGCGACUACAAGCAUCUUCUCGUGUCGCGUUUGGGCUACUUAGAGAGCCAACCGGCAUACCGGGCCAAUUGGACGUCUGCAGCAAUUGCUCACUGUUUAAACGGUCAAUAUGAUCGGGCAGAGGAUGUUCUCACGAGAAUUGAAGACCUGGUUGCCGGCCACUUGAGCGAGGAUGACCUGUUUGAGCAGUCCGAGUGCCUUUUGCUCAAAAACAGGGCCAUCUAUAAGCAGGGAGACGUUUCUCGUGCUUUAGAGCAUUUGGAGAAGAUUGCCAAAUCCGGCGAGGUGGGAGACGGUGCAAAGCUGCUUGAGUACAAGGCGCAGUACCUGGAGGAGCUCCAGAGACCAAAGGAGGCCUCUUUUGUGUACAGGCGUCUCUUGCAGCGGAAUCCGGACAACGCAAAGUACUAUCGUGAUCUUGAAAGGUGUCUUGGAACAGACAAGAUGUCUGCAAACGUCCGUUUGGCGCUCUACGAGAAGUUGUGCGAGUUUUACCCGCGUGCAGACCCUCCAAAAUUCAUCCCGCUCACUUUUCUUAAAGGUGAGCAGUUUGCAAAAAAGGUUGAAGAGUACAUUCUUUCGCAGUUGAGGAGAGGUGCACCUGCCACGUUUGUGAACGUGAAGCCGUUGUACCGCCGCAAAAGCAACCAGAAGGUCAUAUACGAGGUUGCGAAGAGGUUCUACGACGAGGAGAAGUCGAAAUUGUCGUCUUCCGAGACCGAAAAUGACGAAAAUGGCAAUCCUUUGAGGUUUUGCUGGGCCGGAUACUUCCUUGCACAGCACUUUUACCGCGUGAGAGACUACGAUUCAGCUCUAAGAUUCAUUGACGAGGCCAUAUCGACGACUCCAACACUCGUUGAGCUCUACAUUGUCAAAGCACGGAUUUUCAAGAGGAUGAAUAGACUAAUGGAGGCCUGCGAGACCAUGAAUGAGGCCAGGAAACUCGAUUUGCAGGACAGAUUUGUCAACACGAAGGCUGCAAAGUACUACUUGCGUGCAAACAGGGUCAAGGAUGCCAUCGAUACCGCCUCGCUAUUCACGAGAAACGAAAAAGCACCAAAUGGAGUCCAAGACUUGCAUUUAAUGCAAUGCUACUGGUUUCUGAUCGAGAGUGCCGAGGCUUACGGCAGACUUGCACGGGAAGCAUUGCGUGAGUGGAGAAAAGUGAGUGUUGGGUGGGACAACAAGAAGAAAUCCCAGGAGAUUGAUCACGAGACGGUCAUGACCAGAGAGCAUCUCAGAAAGAAGACAUUGCACCUUGUUGGCCUCACAAUUAAGAGAUACAGGGCCAUAGUGAAGGUCUUUGAGGAGUACGAAGACGACCAGUUUGAUUUCCAUCACUACAGUAUGCGAAAGGGAACUUCACGCACGUAUUUAACGAUGCUUGACUGGGAAGACAGGCUUUACCACCAGCCAAUCUUCCUAAGAGCUGCCAAAGGAUUGACUAACAUUUCCCUAGAAGUGCUCAACGACAAGCCUUUCUUCCAGGUUUUGCUCACAAACCCGGCUUUCUCGCUUAACCGAACCAAAAAGGAGAAGAAGGCCGAGGAAAAGCAAAGAGAAGAGCUUGUCAAAUACUCCAAGAGCUUCCCAAAUGAUGCCGACGUGUUUGCUGAGGCAAUAUUGAGGGAACUGGCCGAUGCUCCACUCAAAAAUGCAAAAAGAAACACUGCUGGGGGUUUUGCUCAGUAUGCUGAUAAGGGCACUGCCUUAACGAGGUUGACCGACUUGGCAAAACGUGUCAACGACGAAAAUUCUCUUGACGGACAGGAGAUUGUUUUCCGUGUGAAUCAGUAUUUCAACAAGUAUGUUUUGUGUCUUCAGGCCAUGAACCAUGCCUACACAGCCGACUCUUCUGCUGCUGUUGUUGGCUAUCUAUAUCUCAAUCUUUUCAAGGCCAGAACCAAUAAAAGCACACCCGAAACCAUCCGCAGAAUUCUUGCUCUCGGCCUAAAACGUAACUUCUCUGAGCUGCUUGCUGUUGAAGAUUCCGGCGAUAGCGAAAAGCUUGCAGAAGGCCUAGUGCAGAACUUUUUCACCAAAAACAACUUUGCCAGUGCCGAAAAUCUGGUCCGCUGUGAGCAAAUCGAGCCUAGCGAUACUUUUGAGAAGAGAAUUCUACAAAUCAAGCAGUCCCUUGACCCUUACACUCUCAGAAGCUUGUCCUAUAUUGAGGAUUAG